Messenger RNA from Xiphophorus maculatus (southern platyfish), 2210 nucleotides. It is a transcript of the gene dcp1a, whose product is annotated as decapping mRNA 1A. Lineage: Eukaryota; Metazoa; Chordata; Actinopteri; Cyprinodontiformes; Poeciliidae. Bases 51 to 1526 code for a protein of 491 amino acids. The record is from RefSeq and is a predicted model, not a curated record. Gene Ontology annotation, molecular function: mRNA binding; enzyme activator activity. Gene Ontology annotation, biological process: positive regulation of catalytic activity; deadenylation-independent decapping of nuclear-transcribed mRNA; deadenylation-dependent decapping of nuclear-transcribed mRNA. Gene Ontology annotation, cellular component: P-body. The transcript is spliced from 9 exons.
UUUCCGGUUGCGGCGGAAGCUACAAGUGUUUGCAGAAAAUCCGUCCGAAGAUGGAGACUUUAACUGCGGGACAUAUGAUGAGCUUAGCUGCUCUACAGAGACAAGACCCGUACAUAAACAAGCUGCUGGAUGUUACCGGUCAGGUAGCUCUCUACAACUUCAACUCCAAAGUGAACGAAUGGGAGAAGACUGAAAUCGAAGGAACACUAUUUGUUUAUUCGAGGUCUGCCUCACCUCACCAUGGCUUCACCAUCAUGAAUCGACUGAGUACAGAGAACCUCGUGGAGCCGAUAAACAAAGAUCUGGAGUUCCAGCUCCAGGAUCCCUUCCUGCUCUACAGGAAUGGCAACUUGGGUAUCUAUAGCAUUUGGUUCUACGACAAACGGGACUGUCACCGCAUCGCCCAGCUGAUGGUCAAGAUUGUGAAACAAGAAGCCAAUCACGCCCUGAGAAAGACCCCAGAGAGGGUGGAUCCAGGGAGAACCAAUGGAGUCGCAGAAUCCCGACCCAUCGACAUCCUGGAGCUGCUCAGCAAAGCCAAGGAGGAAUACCAGAGGGCCCAGAGUGGAGAAACAGACGUGUCUGCAGAGUUAAAUGUGAAAACAAGCAUCAACAAGGCUUCAGAACCUGCACACAGUACACAUCCAGCUGAAAAGAGCUCUCACACCAUGGUGAAGCAGAUCACUGUUGAGGAGCUCUUUGGUUCUCCGCUCCCUAAAGAACAUUCCGCGCAGAACGCCGCCUCAUCCUCCUCCUCUGGCGACCUCCCUAGCGCCUACGUGCAGAAGCAGCCGUAUCCUGCUGCAGCUCACCAGGCUCCUCUCCUCACCCAGCAGUUCUCAACCCACGACCCCAGCUCUAGCCAGCAGCCACACAGACCCACUCCCAUCCCCGCUCCCUACACACUCAAUCCCAGUCCUGUCUUCAAACCCAUGGUCCCCAUGCCAGACCCCCAGCCUCACUGCUCCGUCUCCCCUCUGCUGAUGGCUCCAGCUGGAUCGGAGCAUCAGAAUAACCUCACCGCACCCGCAGCACCUUCAGCUGCCUUUCUGGGACAGGACAUUGUUAGCUCUCUCAAGCCAGCAGCUUCAUCUGUGAAUUCCGGCAUCCACAAACCGAUCCUGGCUCCCAGCUUCCUGCCGAGUACGCUGUUCCCCCCUCACAGCUUCCAAGAGCCCAAGAAGGACGUUUUCUCUCAGCCUCCCAAACUGAUUGCGCCAAUGUCUGCUAUUCCUAUGAGCCCUGGUCUUGCUGUUCCAGGCUCAGAUGCUUCAGUGCUGCUCUCCCCAAGCGCUUUCCAGCAGACUACAAAUAAAACCACAACAGUACCGGUCAUCCAGUCCGCCCCUCCGGAUCCAUCCUCUGCUUCUGGAAGAGCUGCAGAGAUUCUGCAGGCCCCCUGCAGUAAAACACAGCUGCAGGACAUUUUGAUACACCUCAUUGAGAAUGACUCGGACUUCCUCAGUGCCAUCCAUGACGCUUACCUGCAGAGCGUAUCCAAGGACUUCAGCAGCAUGAAGCUGUAGUCCGACUUCAAGCGGACAUGAUUUCAGUGUUAGGGCUUCUUUCUGGCCACAGAAGAGGACACAUGAUUUUGGGAGAAAACAAAGGAUGAGCAGGCAGGUUUGUGACGCACGGCACACCACAUUGUCAUUGUCUUUUUUGGCAAUGGUUUGUGUGCCAAGGAUUGUUACAGGAAAGCCGCGCAAUCUAACCCUGGAAUCUUCUGUUACCCUGGAUCAGUCGGCGGGUAACCGAGGCAACACGAAGGGGAGAAUAUUUCUUCUCUACGUCCCUCAGCCAUACUUUCCAAAUAAGGUGAAUCUGGUUAAACUAAUGGCCACUUCUUGAGGAAAUCUGAUUACUUACAGGAAAGGGAGGAAUACAAUGGAUGUUUAUUUACAAAAGUUUUUUUUUAAUUUUUUUAGAAUAAAUACCUUCCUUUUCUUCCAAGAUGCAGUCAAAGCAAAAAAAAACAUAGAUUAUGAAUUAUUCUUUGAGCUGUUUUUUUGUUGUUUUUUUUUUAUUCACGUUCAGUGGUAGAAUAUGUUUAUAACUCCUAAUCGCACAAAGCCCCAUCUUUGCAUCCUUUCUUUCCUCCAUUUGUUCCUGUAUUCUUUUGUUUUCAUCCUUAUUUGCUGUUGCCUCUCCUCCACCAGCUGAGCUCUCAGUGCUUGACCUUUGACCUUCUUGAGGGGGGGGGGGGGAGG